Messenger RNA from Macrobrachium nipponense, 519 nucleotides. RefSeq lists its product as uncharacterized. The record is from RefSeq and is a predicted model, not a curated record. The coding region runs from base 1 to 519 and encodes 172 amino acids. NCBI's taxonomy places the organism in Eukaryota, Metazoa, Arthropoda, Malacostraca, Decapoda, Palaemonidae. The transcript has 2 exons.
AUGAUUCCUGUGGAGGCAUGGAAAGCAUUAGGAGAUGAAGGAGUGGAUAUACGGUACGAUCUUAUGAUAAAGAUCCUUGAGCAGGAAAAGGUACCACAUGAGUGGCGUGGGAGUAUGUCAAUCCCAAUUUUUAAAGGGAAAGGCGAUGUCCAAGAGUAUGGUAGUUAUAGGGGUAUUAAAUCGAUGUCCCACACUUUGAAGAUACUGGAAAGGAUGAUAGAUGCCAGGUUGAGAGAUGAAAUACAAAUAGGUAAAAAGCAGAUGGGAUUUAUGAGGGGAAGGGGAACAGCAGAUGGUAUAUUUUGUCUGAGGCAGCUAAUGGAGAAAUUCAGGGAAAAGCAAAGGGAAAUACAUAUGAUAUUCAUUGAGCUUGAAAAGGUUUAUGACCAAGUCCCAAGUCAAGAGGUAUGGAGGAGUCUGAGGGAGAAGAUGGUGCCAGAGAAAGAGCAGGGAAGAUCUGGAAAUGAAAUUGGAAAGAUGGAGACAAGUACUGGAGGAGAGAGGAAUGAGAAUAAGUAG